AUGCUGAGUCGGCGCGGCGCCCGGCUUUCAGCGACCGCGCCACCCGUUCGGCCGCCCAGCCAGUUUGUCUUAGCAUUACUGUUCGCCAUCGUUACGGUUAGUUGUGUUUUCUUUUAGGGUACUAUCUUCUUCCAUCAUGUUAAACAAUCUGAUUUCAAGAUCGAUCGGUUUUACACUUGUACGGCCGAGAAUACCAAAAUCAAAGAUUACAAAUUUGGCAGCCAAUUCAAAUUAAAUAUCACUACCAAUCGAAGACGAAGUUGUAAGUGGGAUUAAGUUGUCAUGCCGUUUAACCGGACCCAGAUGCCUCAUAACUUAUCUUUGAUGACUUUUCAGUGGAGGAUUCGGCCCUGAUUCCCCCGGCGGAGCAAUAUGUGAAUCGGUCUAGUCCCAUCGCCUUGGUUGGCCAGACUUACAAGCUUCAUUGUCUCUUCUCCGGCUAGUGAGUUGUCAAUAAAAUUUAUUGAAUCAUCAAAUUUAUUUCCAGUCCCGAGCCAAUUCCAACUUGGUACAAGGACGGGGUGGAGAUCAGUCAAGAUAACACCGAGGGCUUCUUCUUCGAGGCCUACGGAAAGACACUUGCCUUUAAUGCGACCCCAGAGAAGGCUGGCAAAUAUGAUUGUAAAUUCCCGAAUCACAAUGACAUUGACCGGGUGUUUGAUGUGGUUGUGGAUGGUAGGUUGUUGUUCCCAAUUUCGUGAAUCAUUUCUUUUCAGCGGCUCCAUAUUGGCCUGGAGGACCUCCUCCGAACACAAAUACGAGUGAAGGGGAGACCGUCGUCUUCGAUUGUAGAACGAUCGGGAAGCCCGUUCCCACCGUGACGUUCUACAAGAAUGGAGUUGGUAUGUUAUACGUCGUUUAUACUCUACUAUAUGGGAUUAUUCCUAAUUGCAAUACUAUCUGCAGAGAUGACCAAAGAAAAUACCCCCGGGAAUUGGGAGAUCGACAAGACCAAAUUGAUCUUAAAGAAUGUCAGAAAGGGAGUGAACGGGAUGGGUGACAAUGCUGUCUACCAAUGCAAAGCCGAGAACAAACACGGAUAUUUGUGGACUAAUUUCUACCUGAAUCUGUUGGCAUUUGGACCGAGGCUAUUAGAAGAGCCGGGAGAAGUCGAGGCGGUGGAGGGAAAGCAGUUUAACAUGGAAUGUAAAUUUUUUGCCUCCCCGCUACCCAAUGUGUCCUGGGAGAAUCCCUCGCUUCUUGGAGACGAUUACAGAACUGAAGUGGAUUCUCAAGGAGUUGCUCAUCUUACAAUUGAAAGUAACGAAUAUAAAUUUUGUCUUAAAUAUAUUAUUUUAGAAGUGACUGAAGAGCAUGAAGGAGAAUAUGACUGCAUAGCCAAAAAUAAGUAUGGAACAGCCAAAGGAACAAUUAAGCUAUCUGUCAGAAGUAAGCAUAUAGCCGUUUGGUUUAUCCUUCUUUAGAACCUACCAUUCUGAAACCGUUUUCUGAGCCCGUUCAAGUAGUCCAAGCCGGACGAGCCUUGAAAUUGCCAUGUAACGCCGACCAUGACGAUGAUCUUGAUGUUUCGUAUACCUGGAAGGUCGACGGUCUUCCAUUAGACCAGUCCAAACUUGAGAGCGGUCAAUUUCUGAUUGAUAAUGAUAAUACCCUCACGAUCGAGAACCCGACUCAGUUCGAUUCUGGCGAAUAUCAAUGUCUGGCUGCAACCAAACUGGACGAAGUCUCCAAAACUGUGAAGAUAAGUGUUCAAGAUGUGCCGGGCCCUCCACAUGCUGCUCGAAUCGAAAGGUGCGAUGGUAAAACAGCCACUGCAACUAUUUACUUUGAGCAUUUGGAGUCCAAGAAUACGGUAGUUCCAGUCAAGGAGUUUUGGUAGGUGUUUUCGGAAUCGAUGAUCAUUACAACUUUAGGAUUCGAUAUAUGGCUGAUCCGAGUGUUGAGUUAUCUCAAUGGAAGGUUCACCCAGUCCCAAUCAGUGCCAUCGACAAUGAGGCCGUCUCGUCAGCAAGGCAUGUCAAGGCGAACGCAACCAUUGCACUCAAGCCUUAUGGUCGUUAUGUUUUCCAAGUGAUUGCUAGGAACACAGUCGGCGACAGCUCUCCAACCAAGGUCAAAGGACAGUGUGAUACGGAUGAGAAACAACCGUAUAGAAAUCCAGCCAACGUUAGAACCUUGAGUACCAGCCCAGGGCAGCUAACAGUGGCUUGGGAUCCGAUGCCUCGGGAUGAAUGGAAUGGGCAAGACUUCGGGUACGAAGUUCUUUAUCGCCCGGUAAGUAUUAAAAACAGUUUGGACUUACUAUUGAACUCAUUUUCAGAAGGAAGAAGGAGGCCAAUGGAAAACAAUGGAAGUCAGCGACCCUUUCAGUGAUACAGCCACGAUCGAAUUCGAGAAUCCUCAGCCGAUGAAACCCUAUGAGGUCCAAGUCAAGUCUAAGAAUCGACAUGGUCCUUCACUGGUGGAACCUCAGACCAUCGAAGGAACUACUGGGGAAGCGGUUCCAGACGUCCGGCCAGAAAACUUCAGGGUUGAAGGGGUAACCUCGACAUCAGCUACAUUCCAUUGGGAUCCUGUUGAACCUAGCCAGAUCCAAGGAAAUUUCACGGGAUAUAAGGUCACCUUCUGGCAUGAGGAUGAAGAUUUGGCUGGAUCAGAAGAGAUUAAGAAGCUCAGGAAGCGACGUCAGAUUCCCGAAAGUCGUCGGUUAAAGUCUGUGGUUGUAGCCCCCGACGCAACGAGUGUAACAGUUCAUGGACUCAAACCCAACGCCCAGAAUUAUGCGGUAGUCCAAGUGGUGACCGCACAGCAUGAAGGUCCUAAAAGUGAAGUGUUGACGUUUAGAACACGUGAAGGAGGUAAGAGUAAAACAAUGAUUUAACUUUCUGAUUAUCAAUAUUUUAGUGCCUACCCCAGUUCGUGAACUCAGCGCAUUCCCCAUGAACAAUCUCUCGCCCCUUGAAAAAGGAAUCGUCGUCUUGAAAUGGGAACCGCCUCGUGCCAAUAAUGGCCGUCUGACCCACUACUCCGUCCUCCAAUGUCGAACCCACGGAGUAAAUGAUGAACAAGUUGCAUGCCAAGCCCCGCCCAUCGAGGUCUCAGGAAACACCACCGAAUUGAGAUUAGCGGAACUCGAGUUCGAGUCCAACUACAGAUUCAAGGUGUUCGGCCACACUUCCUCCGGCCAGGGCGCCCCCAAUUCUGCAGAUGCCAAAACAUUGCCCGAAGCGCUAAGGUUCCAAUGUGAGUUUUCUCCACCCAAAUUUGUUUCGAUCACAGGUAUAGACCCCAUUUUAUUUUCAAUUAGGGCGCUCCUAGAAUCUAAGGGUUGUUUUCGAGGCUCUUGCCUCUCUCCCCCAUCUCAUGUCGACAAAUUUUAUUUCAAUUGACAUCAGUUGACAGCUACUCUCCGGCUCUUUUGUUGGUCUUUUCUGCCUCCGGGUGCGGGCCUCUGACCAGUCCAAGGUCACCCCAUUCUCUCACCUUAUAUUAAUACUGAAAUUCCUCGCGGGUGCAUAAAAAAUUAUAUCUUUUUGGGGUAUUUUGCAGGCGGAGACUUACCUUGGGGGUAAUGACACACGCACUGUGCUCGCAGUUUUGUUUACCGACCCAACUUGAUUUCAUCCACCGCAAAAUAAUAUCCAAGUAAUGUAGAUUCGACACGGAAUGAAAUGCGCAUUUGUGUGGGGUUGAGGGCAAGAAAAAGGCUCAGCUGGCUUUGAUUCGGCCUAUUACGAAAUGAAUGGACCCGGUUUCGUUUGAAUGGGGCUGUAAUCGUAUUCCGGAUCAGAAGAAGGAGCCCGGCCCUGAGGCCGUCCCUAAUCGUUUCCAUUCUUUAAGAGCUAUUUACUCCCUCUCUCCCCUUAAUCAGGACUCUUUCCUUUUCUUAAAUUUGGACAUUCGAACGGGGUUUUCUUGUCUGUUCUUGGCCGUCCCUCUCGGUUAUCGGGCCGGUCUGGCUAGAGUUGCAUUGGAACUUAGAGCCGGACAACUGCCGUUUGAAAGGGCCGAUUUGAAUUGAGCAGAAAACUGUUUCCUUUCCGCGGCUUCUUCCCGCCGGUUAUGACGCGUCUCUGAAUACUCUAAACCGAUACGAACUGGCUGCUUUGAGAUGAUCUUCCUUCCUCUGCUAGUACUUAGUUUGUCCGUCUGGUGUGGACUGGCUGCUCCUUCUAAUGCCACUACCAACAUUUCAGUGGAACCAGCGCGACCGUCCUUAAUCGAAGAGGGCAUCGCUGAUGAUCAUUUUAACAUCAGUUUCGUCCCCGGGGAAUUCGAUGAGGAUGAACAACGACCAGUCGGACAGAAGUUUUAUGUGAAGUAUAGAGAGGAGGGUCAAACUGAAUGGAAUGUAAGUGGAUUGUUUUGGUCAAAGACCUUUUUGAAGGAGCAGAAACCAGUUGGCACGGCUUUGACCGCUAAGGUGGAUGGGCUGACUCCAGGCACUAAGUAUGAUGUGGAGGUGGUCUCAGUCCAGACCGACUCUAAAGGAAUUGUUCGGGAAACGGAAUCCAGAAUCCACAGAAUUGUCACAACGGGUAUCUGUAAGUAACGACAUUCACAAUGCGGUUUAUCUUCUCAUUUCAGCUCCAUAUAAUGCUAGGAUAUAUUGGAUCAUAUUAAUACUAUUGAUCUUGCUGAUUCUCCUCUUCCUCUGCUGUCUUAUCUGUUAUUGCUGCAGAAAACGUGGUCAGAAGUAUCCAGUGUCAAAGAAGGAACGCCUUCAAGGCCGGGAAUUGAUUACUCCCAAAGAUCGAGGAUUCCCUGAUUAUGGCAAAAUGUAAGUAAUUACCAAAAAACCUAUGCUCUUUUUUGGUAAUUCGGCCAACAAUAUUUGUAAACAAAGGCUAAUAAUGUUGCCAGAAUGAAGACUACUUUCUUAAUUCCAGUGACGACGAAGAACAAAGGUCGUUGACGGGUUCAAGGACCGGCGAAUCGGAGACGGAUUCGAUGGCUGAAUACGGAGAUGGAGAUCCCGGAAGAUUCACCGAAGACGGCUCUUUCAUCGGGCAAUAUGGCCCCAACAAGACGCUGGUGGUGACGACACAGCCUUAG
Messenger RNA from Bursaphelenchus xylophilus (pine wood nematode), 5016 nucleotides. Lineage: Eukaryota; Metazoa; Nematoda; Chromadorea; Rhabditida; Aphelenchoididae. The record is from the annotation of a GenBank genome assembly.